AUGCCUGCCCUCAUAGUUCCGCCAGAUAUAGAAGAAGCUCGAAAAAACAUCUCAGAUCCAAUUCCAGCAACCGAGCCUAUUUCGAAUUUAAAACCAAACGUGAUUGUCGACAUUAAACAAGCUGAUAUUGAACUAGAUGGAUCGAUAAUAUCUCCAUUUAAUGCUAUGCGUCGAAUCAUUAAUGCUGAAGACAAUAAAUCAACACAGCUUAAUACCAAUGGCAAACCAACAUUCACACCGUUGCAACGUGCUUUUCAACGGAAAAGUAGCAACAAAUUGGCUCGUUUAGCUGCAUUGUGUGAAGCAAUAUCAUAUGCCAUUAAAUUAUGCUCCGAAUGCAUUAAUAUAGUUCGAUUUGGUGAUGGUCUUUAUUUAAAAGAACAUAUUGACGAUGUACAAAUUAAUUGGUUAAUGAAAUUCCAUGACAAUGUAAAAUUACUCAUCGAACGAGACAUUGCAAUGGCGCCCAAGUUUGGAACAGAUCAACGUCCAUUAAUUGUCGUUGAAAAACCAGCUGUUCAUGCCUCAAAUAUACUUUAUCAGUAUGCUUCAUCAACAAUUACGGCUCUCUUUGAUGGAACAGAAAUGAAUAUCAAUGAAGCAACAAAUAAUAAUGGCAAUCCGAUCGAUAGUAUAUCGCCUAACGGUGCUUUUUAUGAACACCAAGCGAUUUUGCUCAAAAUGACAUCACCAAUUCUUGUGCGAGCUUGGUUCAACAAUGAAAUUACUGGCCUUCCAUUCACGAAAACGUUUAACAAUUAUCGAAAAUCAAAAGGCAAAUUGCCAAAACUCAAUCAAGCUAUUAGUGAAUUAGUUCAAAAUGGUAUUCUUAAAAAGGGUAUUCAAAAUACUCGACAUAUUGUUGGUGCUCGUAAAGAAACUUACUUAAAAACAUCACCAGCUACGAUUCGUAGUAAUAUCGACAUGCUCAAUUAUCUUGCAUCAAUUGAUAUCGAUAUCGAUACUUAUGAACAUGUGUAUCUUUCAUCACCAUUACCAAUGAUCAUGGAAUUAACUACAUUUGCAACUAAUGCAAUUCUAUUCAACGAUGAUUAUAUUGAAUACUGUCAUUUAUUCAAUGAUGCUCGUAUAGAAAAAGAAAUGGAAGAGCGAUUGUCAAAACAUAUGGUUGAAUCCCGAAUGUUAUUUGGCCGAAAGCAAUAUUAUAUACCAUUGCUGUCUCAGAUUGCUGAACAAGAUAAUUUGAAUAUUGGAAACAAUCAACAAGAUGAUGAUGCUGGUCAUACUCCAACUAAUAACGAUGAUAAUAACAAUGACAGUGAUGAUAUUAAUACUCGUAAUAACAAUGAUCCACUAUCAACUUUUGUUUUCGAACCACACCGACCAGUUAAUAAUUCAACACCAAAUACGAUUUCAUCAUUUUCUGAAAGCUCUUCUGCUUCAUCUGAAAUGUUGAAUAAAAAUACUACUACUGCACCACAAUACAACAACUACAUUCACCGAACAACCGAAUCUGAUGACCAUCUUCCCAACGAAUUUCUUUCAUCAGUUGAUGAUAUGAUGAAUAAAUUAAUAAACGUACUUGACUAUAAUCCAACGGACACUAAUCAAUCAGGCUCAACACCGAAUCAAAUGGAAAAUAUUUUUGACAAUCCAACGUCUCCAUAUCGAAAUGAAUCAAACGGAAAUACACAUAGACAAAAUCAAAAUCGAUCAGUAUUAGUCACUAUGGAAUUAUCUAAUAACAAUAACAUUAAUGGUGGCAUUCUUUUACCAAUGGAGUCAACAUCAACUGAUAUGUCUACAUCAUUAGAAAAUAUGAAUUCUCAGCAAACAUUGGAGUUACUUUCUGGCCUACUUCGAAAUAAAAAGCAUUUAUUAAAACGAAUCUUAGACGAAGACAAGGAUGACAUUAAUCUGAAACGAGCAAGAAACAAUGAAAAUGAAGAAAUAGCAUCACCGUUUGUCAAUAUGAAUUUGAGUGAAUCGCUUUCGUCAACAUCUGCUCAAACACAAUCAAAUAAAGCUCCCGGUGCCAAUCAAAUUAUUGAUGAAGAUCUCAACGAAGCUUAUCAAAAAAUAAUUUUAAAUGAUACUGUUGUCAUGUCACGAUCGGACAUUUGCAACAAACUUAAACAUAUUAAAAACAUAUCAAAAUUACGUGAUAACAUAAUUUCGAACUUAGUUGCUGACGGAUUAUUGAUCAAAGGUGAUUGGUUCGGAUCGAAAAACGUAAAUGGUAGCAUUGAACUUUUACCCGGAUUUUUAAAAGCGUUUCCAAAAAACCAAGCACAAGGUCAAGUUGAUUUUGCUCGUUUAUUGGCUAAAUACAAAGUACAUUACAGUGAUUAUGAGCAAUCAUUCAAGAAAAAUAAAACCGACACAUUUCCACGAACACUUACUGCUGCUGAUGUUAAGCACAAAACAUGGCUAUUUUCAAAUGUAUUUGUUGAUGUUAUUGAAAAAAAUGGUUUCCUUUCCGAACGGUUAGUACUUGACCCAUCAGCUAUCGUUCAAGAAAACAAUACUCCACUUAUGCAUACAAAACGUGAUCGAAAGCCAAAAAAAGUUUAUUCGCCAUCGGACAACAAAAAAUAA
Messenger RNA from Adineta ricciae, 2559 nucleotides. The record is from the annotation of a GenBank genome assembly. Lineage: Eukaryota; Metazoa; Rotifera; Eurotatoria; Adinetida; Adinetidae.